Molecule: messenger RNA, 5976 nt
Organism: Filobasidium floriforme
Lineage: Eukaryota; Fungi; Basidiomycota; Tremellomycetes; Filobasidiales; Filobasidiaceae
Product: glycosyltransferase family 2 protein
Exons: 16
Coding region: 1-5976 (1991 amino acids)
Cellular component (GO): cell septum; myosin complex; cell periphery
Molecular function (GO): chitin synthase activity; ATP binding; cytoskeletal motor activity
Source: RefSeq, a predicted model, not a curated record
AUGUCGAGAGGAAACGGCGGAUCUCGCUUCGAGGCGACUGCAGAUCUAAGCGAGCUGCUUUCCAUCGCAGAGGAUACUAUCCUCGCCUGUCUACGAGAGCGAUAUUUAGCCGACAAACCAUACACCGCGAUCGGUUCUUCCGCACUCGUCUCGCUCAACCCCUUUAAGCACCUGGAGAUCAACGACGACACAACGCUUCAGCUGUAUGCCGAAGAGUACCGGCAUGUUGGAGAUGACGAUAGCUCUUUGGGGCACGAAAACGAUAGACACGAGAGAAGGCUGCCGCCCCACGUCUUUGGAUUGGCGAACAACGCUUACUACCACAUGAAGAGGACGGGCCAGGACCAGAGCAUCGUGAUCAACGGAGAAACCGGUGCUGGCAAGUCGGCGAUGAGGAGGUUGAGUAUCAAGUCCAUCAUCGAGUUGAGCUUGAGCAACGCGGGCAAGAAGGGGGCCAAACUGGGAUCGCAGAUCCCGUCUGCCGAGUACAUUCUGGAAUCUUUCGGAAGCGCUCGAACCCAUCAAAACGCAAAUGCAUCCCGGUUUGGCAAAUACACCGAGUUGCAAUUCAGCACUCGAGGUCGGCUCGCCGGAGCCAAGACCCUCGCAUACUACUUGGAGAAACCUCGAGUCUCGGCACCGCCUACGGGAGAACGCAACUUCCACGUCUUCUACUAUCUCGUCGCUGGUGCUUCGCCAGAAGAGAGGAACCAUCUUUUGCUGGAUGAAAACACCCAGUACCGCUACCUCGGAACCAAGUCGCCUUUCGAUCGUAGAGGGGCUGAGGCAAGCGACGAAGACGAGCUACGUUUCCACCAGCUACAGGCCGCAUUCAAGGCCGUCGGUCUGUCCAAGAGGAAUGUCGCUCAGGUUUGUCAGCUUGUAGCUGCGAUCUUGCAUCUGGGCAACAUCGAGUUUGUAUACGACAAGGGCCGAAACGAGGAUGCGGCCGUAGUCAAGAAUGUCGAUAUCCUUCAACUUGUCGCGGACUUCUUGGGAGUCCGAGCGGAAGAUCUUGAAGGCGUGUUUUCAUACCGAAGCAAGAUGCUAAAGAAGGAGUUAGUGACCGCUUUCCUCGAUACCGAUGGCGCGGCAGCGAAUCGAGAUGAAUUAGCCAACACGCUAUACUCGUUGCUGUUCACCUGGAUCACCGAGCAUCUCAACCAGAAGCUCUGCAAGGAUGACUUUGCUAGCUUCAUCGGGCUGCUUGAUUUCCCAGGAUUCCAAAAUCUCGCCGGAUCCGUGUCGAAGAACAACUCGCUCGACCAGUUCUGCGUCAACUACGCCAACGAGAGGAUGCAAAACUGGAUCUUGCAGCGAGUCUUCAACGGGAUGACCGACGAGUUUGCUCAGGAAGGGUUGACAGGCCUGUCUCCCCCUGUAGCCUUUUUCGACAACUCGGAAUGUUUGCGUCUGAUGGACAAUCAGCCUGGUGGUCUGAUACACAUCACCGAUGACCAGGCCAGGCGUGCACCGAAAAAGACGGAGCACACCAUGGUCGAGGCCUACGCCAAACGUUGGAGCAACCAUGCCUCGUUCAAGCUGAGCGGGAUGGACAGGACCGGCUUCCCUACCUUUACGGUUAGUCACUUCACGGGUCCCGUCACCUACUCGACCGAAGCCUUCUUGGAGAAGGACGCCGACGUCAUCAAUCCCGACUUUGUGUCGCUCCUCCGAGGCAACCCGGCCGACGAGAAGCAACGGAACAGGCGCAACGUUGGACAGGUCAUCCCAGGUGCUACCGAGAGCACCGGUUCCUCAAACCCUUUCGUACAAGGCCUGUUCACAAACAAGGCUGUAGCCACCGAGGUACAUCCUCAUGACGAGGAGACCAUCGUGGCGGCUCAGCAGUCAGUCAAGCCGAUGCGUGCACCUUCGAUGCGCCGAAAGGGUAGGGGAAUCGCUCGGCUAGCCUCUGUCGGCGAGGAGGGCGAUGCGGAAGCGGCACAAGGAGAAGAGAGUGCCGACGUGGGUGGAGGCAACAACGAGGCGCCUGCCCGUGGAAUUCGAUGCGUUUUGGGGGAGUUCAAAUCCUCGAUGGAUGUCCUUUACCAAGCUUUGAACGAGACGCGGACCUGGUAUAUCUUCUGCCUCAACCCCAACGACGCGCAUUUGCCGAACCAGGUUGAGACACGGGGACUUCGGGGACAGGUUCGGUCGUUUGGUAUGCCCGAGUUGGCCAAAAAGCUCAAGCAUGUGUACGAAGUCAGCAUGACCCACGAGGAGGCACGAGAGCGGUAUGCGGCAGAGUUGAACGGAUACGGCAUCUUACAUGGAGGAUCUUCGCCACCUGGGGAGUCCUUGAAGAAACUGCUUGCCGCCAAGGGCUGGAACGAGGAUGAUAUGGCAGUCGGAAAGUUCAAGGUCUUCCUAUCUCAACGAGCUUUCCACAAGCUCGAAGACAAACUCAGACUGGAAGAUGAAGAUCCGCGGGAGCGAGAAAGGCCCGUCACCGUUGCGUACUUGUCGGCGGGCGAGCAUCGUCCGGAAUCAGAAAUGUUUGGCGCUCGAAGCGCGGAUCAACCUCGCAAGUCUGAUCUGUACGAGAACCCUUACAUGGAGAACACCUCGCAGGCCGCAUUACCUUUGGUCGCUCACCAAGGCUAUGCCGAGACUCCUGCCUCUGACGCCGGUGAUGCUUACGACGACCGGAAGGAUUUGGACUACGAGACCGAUCGAUACACCCGGUACGGCGAUACUGCUUCCUUCGUAGGAACCGAAGCCUAUGCGCCAUCGAAGAAUAUGUUUUCGGCUGUCGAUCAGAAAGAUCGAGGGCUGGCAGAGAAAGAGGUUCUCAACGCUCCUCAGGAUGGAGAGACAGCCGAGGAACUCAAAGAAACCCCUUCGCGCCGACGUUGGCGUUUGCUUUGCGGCCUCUUGACUUUCUGGAUUCCCGGCUUCUUGCUGAGCUGGCUAGGCAAGAUGAAGCGCCCCGACGUCCGUCAAGCUUGGAGGGAGAAGCUGGCUAUCAAUAUCAUCAUCUGGUUCAUUUGCGGCUGCGCUAUCUUCGUAAUUGCUGUGCUGGGCAACCUUAUCUGUCCGCGACAACACGUCUACAACAGCGGAGAGCUCGCGGAACACAACUACAAAGACAGUCCCAAUAGCGUCUAUGUUGCUAUUCGAGGAGAAGUCUUCGACCUUACUUCUUAUGCACCAAGCCACUUGACCGUUACUCAAGUCGUUCCGACCAAGAGCGUGAUGCAAUUCGGCGGUAUCGAUGCGAGCAGUCUUUUCCCCGUUCAAGUUUCGGCAUUGUGCGAUGGCGUCGACGGGACUGUUAGCCCAUGGGUCACCCUCGAUUCGACCAAUACCACCAACGUCUAUUCGCAGUACCAUGACUUCCGAGCCUACACCAACGACUCUCGGCCUGAUUGGUAUUUCGAACAAAUGGUUAUGCUGCGUUACAAUUACCGACUUGGAUUCAUCGGAUACACGCCCAAGGAAAUUCGCUCUAUGGCUUCCGCAGGCCGAGCCGUAGCGAUCUACAACGGUCUCGUUUACGAACUGUCCACAUAUAUCGCCCAGGGCGGCGGUGGUUUCAAACCGCCGACUGGAUACCAGUUACCAUCGGGCACCGAUAGGCAGUUCAUGUCGGACCAGGUCGUCUCGAUGUUUCAACAGAAUUCCGGUAAAGACGUUACCAAGCUGCUUGACGAUCUCUCUGGGACGAUUGGGGCAGACGUCGUAUCAAGACAGAAGACUUGCCUGAGAAACCUCUUCUUGAUCGGGAAAGUCGACAAUCGAAACUCGGCGCAAUGUCAAUUCUCCAAGUACAUUCUGCUAGUCCUCUCUAUCAUCAUGGUCGCCAUCAUCGGAUUCAAGUUCCUGGCCGCGUUGCACUUUGGCUCCAGUCGGGCUCCGGAGGAUCACGACAAGUUCGUCAUCUGCCAGAUUCCGUGUUAUACCGAGGGAGAAGAAUCGCUCCGGAAGACGAUUGAUUCCUUGGCCAGGUUGAGGUAUGAUGACAAGCGCAAACUUUUGCUCGUGAUUUGCGAUGGGAACAUCGUUGGCGCCGGCAACGAUCGACCGACCCCUCGAAUCGUUCUGGACAUUCUCGGCGCAGACCCAGCUUUGGAUCCCGAACCGCUAUCCUUCCUCUCUCUCGGAGAUGGAGCGAAGCAGCAUAAUAUGGGCAAGGUUUACUCUGGGUUGUACGAAGUCGCUGGACAUGUGGUCCCUUACAUGGUCCUGGUGAAAAUCGGGAAACCGAGCGAACGUCAACGACCAGGGAACCGUGGAAAGCGAGACUCGCAGAUGGUAGUGAUGCACUUCUUAAACAAGGUUCAUUUUGAUUCUCCCAUGAACCCCCUCGAACUCGAGAUGUACCACCAAAUUAAGAAUGUCAUUGGUGUCAACCCGACAUUCUACGAGUAUCUGUUCACUGUGGACGCCGAUACUACCGUUGAAGAACUGGCUUUGAAUCGUUUGGUCUCCGCUAUGGUUCACGACAAAAAGAUUAUCGGUGCUUGCGGCGAAACAGAAUUGGCCAACCCCAAGCAGUCAUUGAUUACUAUGAUGCAGGUAUACGAGUACUUCAUCUCGCAUCACCUCACAAAAUCAUUCGAAUCUCUCUUCGGAUCGAUCACCUGUCUGCCCGGUUGCUUCACCAUAUACAGGCUGAGGGCUCCCGAUACACACAAGCCUCUAUUCGUUUCGCAACAAAUCAUCCACGAAUACCAGGAAAACCGAGUCGACACGCUCCACAUGAAAAACUUGCUGCAUCUCGGAGAAGAUCGAUACCUCACGACUUUGAUCCUCAAGCACUUUCCGACGCACAAGACCAAGUUUGUGAGGGAUGCGCACGCGUUUACCGUCGCUCCUGAUGACUGGAAGGUCUUGCUCUCCCAACGUCGGCGAUGGAUCAACUCGACCGUACACAAUUUGGUAGAGUUGACGACUGUCGAAGGAUUGUGCGGUUUCUGCGGGUUUUUCGGUAUGCGUGCCAUCGUCUUCAUCGACCUUCUGAGCACGAUUAUCGCACCGGUCACUGUGGCCUAUCUCGGUUACCUUCUUUACGUCAUCAUCCACCAAGGAGGCACUAUUCCGACUCUCAGUAUUAUCAUGUUGGCCGCAAUUUAUGGGUUACAAGCCUUGAUCUUCAUAUUCCGCCUGCGAUGGGACAUGAUCGCGUGGAUGUUUUUCUACAUCCUCGCGAUUCCCAUUUUCUCCUUCUUCUUGCCUCUCUACUCUUUCUGGUAUAUGGACAACUUUGCCUGGGGUAACACACGAGUCGUGCUAGGAGAGAGCGGUAAGAAGGUGGUAAUUCACGACGAGGGCAAGUUCGAUCCGAGGUCGAUUCCCGAGAAAUCAUGGCGCGAAUACGAAAACGAACUUUGGGACAACGAUAAUGACAACCACUCUAUCGGAAGCUGGGUACCCGAGAAGCAGCCGUUCGCCGACUCGAGAGCGCCCUCCUUCUAUGGACAGCGCACGGAUUACGCACCGUCCCACAUCUCCCCUUCUGCCUCGCAAGCCAAUCUGCGUGGCAUGGCAGGAAUGCAUUCGCGUUCACCUUCUGGGUAUGGAUUUGCACCUUCGGGUUACGCUGAUGAUGCAAGAAGCAUGGCGGCUCCUUCAAUGUAUGGAGGUGCUGGAUCUAUGCACAUGGGCACACAGGGCUACGAUCAGGCGUCGAUCUAUAGCGGACAUCCAGCUCAACGAGAUGCAUAUAACCACCAGGAUCAUCUCGGAGCUCAAUACCCUAUGCCAGGCGGCAACGGCACGCCGACGGGGGCUUUCCCCUCCUCUCGACCGAGCUCGAGAUUCCUGCCGGACAACUCGCCGGGCGGUGGUGAUGUUACGGACGGGCAGCUAGAAGUCGAGAUCCGCAACAUUUGCCUGGCAGAUGGGACCGACUUGGAAACUCUCACGAAAAAGAGCGUCCGCAGGGACCUCGAGAAGCGAUUUGGAACGGACUUGACGAGCAGAAAAGACUUCAUCAACAAGACCAUCGAGAAGGUCUUGACGGGUGCUUAA